Molecule: messenger RNA, 465 nt
Organism: Capronia epimyces CBS 606.96
Lineage: Eukaryota; Fungi; Ascomycota; Eurotiomycetes; Chaetothyriales; Herpotrichiellaceae
Exons: 2
Coding region: 1-465 (154 amino acids)
Source: RefSeq, a predicted model, not a curated record
AUGUGCGGAGUACUAACUACAGACUACGUACGUGGUGUACACUAUGCCUACUCCAUCGCCAACACCAUCGCCAACACCAUCGCCAACACCAACGCCAACGCCAACACCAUCGCCAACGCCAAUGCCGACAUGAACUCUCCCGUGCGCCACGUGGAUCGUGGACCUCAUACGUGGCUACUACGAUACGGAGUACACUACCCCUACUCCAUCGCCAACGCCAACGCCAAUAUCGCCAUGAAGUCUCCCGAGCCCGAGCCCGUGCGCUGCGUGGAUCGUGGUGUCCAUUACCCCUACUCCAUCGCCAUCGCCAAUGCCAGCACCAACGCCAAUGUCGGUCGACAUGACAUGAAGUCCCUCGAGCCCGGCCCGUGCGCUGCGUGGAUCGUGGACCUCGUACGGGGCUGCUAUAUGGAUUACUAUACUAGUUGGUGUGCUGCCCGGCCCGCGCCUCUAACUCUGAUCUGA